Molecule: messenger RNA, 363 nt
Organism: Thlaspi arvense
Lineage: Eukaryota; Viridiplantae; Streptophyta; Magnoliopsida; Brassicales; Brassicaceae
Source: the annotation of a GenBank genome assembly
AUGGAACAAUGGCUUGGCGCAGUGCAGGAUCUGCUGCCCGCUCCUUCGUUUCUGCUACCGCUAGAGCUCCGUCUCUCCGAUCUCCGCCGGCAACAGCGCUUCCGCGCCUCCGUCCUUCACAGUCCUCUUUGCCCCGCCGCCGAUUUGCCUCUUUCACAAAUCCCAGGAAUUUGGGAGAGCUUGGAUGCAUACAGUCUUUAUUGCCUCUGCACAAUGUCGUGGCUUCAGCUCGACUCACGUCUCACCUUAAUGUUAACGUGCGAGCUUUCUGCGAACUCUCUAACGGAAAUGGAAAAGAUGGGUGAUGGAAGUGGAUUUUCAGUCGCUGUCAAGAGAGGUGCUACUGCUUUUGUAGGAACUUAA